Messenger RNA from Parathielavia appendiculata, 2028 nucleotides. RefSeq names its product WLM-domain-containing protein. The record is from RefSeq and is a predicted model, not a curated record. NCBI's taxonomy places the organism in Eukaryota, Fungi, Ascomycota, Sordariomycetes, Sordariales, Chaetomiaceae. The transcript has 3 exons. Bases 225 to 1559 code for a protein of 444 amino acids.
UCAUAGUCCCUCCCAAUGGCAUCUGCAUGUUCAUCGUCAAGGGUAUCACGUGAGCAGGCGUACCCAAACGCGAUUCCAUUUCCUCGCGUGGCGUCGCCAUCUUCCCUCCUUAUCUGCAUCAAACAUUUUUGCACCUGCAUCUCUGUUGCAUCCAGUUUGCCGUCUCAAUUUCAACAGAGUUCCUAAGAUACCAAAACUCCAGUCCAGUCGCCAACACCAAAAAAAUGCCCCUCGGCAUCCAGCGGCUCAACGCGAAACGGUCGCAGCCCAACGACCGCAUCGUCUUCAUCAAGUCCUUGAAGGGCCCGGAUGAAAACAUCGCGCAGGACUUCUUAGAGAGGAUUGCAGCGCAGUGCUUGCCCAUCAUGCGAGAGCACCACCUCUCGGUCAUGUCGCUGGAGGAGUACGAGCCCAACCCGGAGUUUGUUGGUCGCAACUUCAAUGCCGGCGAAGUCAUUCAGCUCGUGCUCAAGGCCCGCUCCGGGCAUUGGCUGCCCUUUCACUAUGUGCAGAUGGUUAUGAUGCACGAGCUGGCCCAUUGCAAGCAGAUGAACCAUUCGCGUGCCUUCUGGGCUGUGAGGAACAGAUAUGCGGAGCAAAUGAGGGACCUAUGGUCACGCGGCUUCACCGGUGAAGGCCUCUGGGGCCGCGGAGCGUUGCUGUCUACCGGAGAGUUCGAGAAGAACACUGUUGCGCCCGGCGAACCGCUUCCGGAGCAUCUCUGCGGCGGGACAUAUCGCUCCAGAGAAAGAAAACGGAAGCCCAAAAGGACGUUGACAUACAAAGAACAAAAGGAGCGCCGGAUUCUGAAGAAGUUUGGCGCGAAUGGUGUCAGCCUCGGCGGGGAUGCCGAGAUUAAGCAGAAGUUAGAGAAGGGCAAGACAGUAAAGUCUAAACCGCGUGUGGCGGGGAGCGCGAGAGGGCGAGAACUCCGGGCCGCCGCUGCAUUGGCCCGGUUCGAGCAGCAGAAAAAGGAGGAGGUCAAGGAGGAGGAGGUUGGCGAAGGCUCCGAGACCGAGAGCGGCGACGACUACGAAGACGACCUGACAUCAGGUCCUGACGCUUUUGACAUUGAUGGCAAGAAGCUCCUCGAUAUCCAAGGCCGGGGAAUGGUCAAGGUCUGCGAAGAUGAGAACCCGGAUGACCAGGACGCCCAGGACGAGCUGCGCGAGUUGCAGAGUUACGGGAUAAGGAAGCCGGCACCUCCACCACCAAAACUGGCCUCGGAUGCAAGCCGAGGUAGAUUGGCACCGAUGACGACCCCAAAAAAGCCAGAGACGAACGCCGACAAGAGGCCGACCAAGUCGGAGCCGGACGCAUCAAUAUCGACAAACGCGCCGUCGGUCCAGAGUUUGAGCAUUUGCCCAGCAUGCACAUUCGCCAACGAGCCUGGUUCAACCACUUGCGCCAUGUGCGCCAACACUCUCGAAUCGGACGGCAUGUUGGAUUCAUGGGCAUGCCAGAGCAUGACCUGCAAGGGAACACAGUACCGAAAUGCCGGUGACUGCGGCGUUUGCGGUGUGUGUGGCGAGCGGAAGCAACCAUCUGCGCAGUUGUGAGCUGUCAAACACCGUUUAUUGACGGCUGGUCUCUGGAAGUUUACCAACGGCUCUACACAUCAAGAGCAGUGUAUAAGCUACCACUUCGUUGCUAUGUGCAGGACUUCCGAUGGAUCAUCAGGCUGAUGAUUCGUUUGAAACAACCGGGAGCUUGGAAAACAGCCUGUAGAACAAGAGAAGUGCAGUCCUGGCUGUCUUGACAUCCAAGGUGUCGAUCAUACUCCGUACUACGAUCAGCAGUCAGCUCCGUUCAUAUGACCAGUGUUCGAUGGGGAUGUGAGAGCGAGUGGCCUUGGACCCCUGAGGUUAAUGUCUCACUCAUCCGGGUGACAUCGGAGCUCUCGAUGCCCCCUACAACGCUCCACCAACCAUCUCUAACCGUCUUCAAGUAUGUAGGUGGUGACCUCCCAACCCGGCAGUUCUUGCGCCGCCCAGGACCUUCUGCGUUUCUCUUAGACGCGAAUCCGCC